AUGGACCAGAUGAUGGGAGGCGGCGGCGGCGGCGGCGGCGGUGGGAGGAACCCGCUGGAGGAGUGGUUCUGGGAUACUCCCAUUUGCACAAGAUGGUGGACCACGGCCACCAUCGCAGUCAGCGCCCUCGUUCAGUGCCAGAUGAUCACGCCGUACCAGCUCUUCUACAGCUUCCGGGCAGUAUUCAUCAAGAACCAGUACUGGCGACUACUCUCCACGUUCCUCUACUUUGGUCCCAUCUCGAUCGAUGUCCUCUUCCACGUCUACUUCCUCCAGCGGUAUUCGAGGCUCCUCGAAGAGUCCGCCGGCCGGUCGCCGGCGCAGUUCACUUGGCUGCUUCUCUACGCCACGAUCAGUCUGAUUGUUAUCUCACCACUGUUCUCGAUGCCUUUCCUCGGCCAUCCGCUGGCAUCAACGCUGGUCUACAUCUGGUCGCGGCGGAAUCCGGAUACCCGGCUUAGCUUCCUGGGCAUCCUUGUCUUCACCGCUCCCUACUUGCCGUGGGUGCUGAUGGGCUUCAGCCUAAUCCUACACGGGACGGUGCCCAAGGACGAGAUCAUGGGCGUGGUGAUUGGUCACAUUUACUACUUCUUCUGCGACGUGUAUCCACCUCUACACAACGGCUCCCGCCCGUUUGAUGCUCCGAGGUGGUGGAGGCGCAUUUUUGAAGGCAGAGCGGAAGAAGAAGCGCAGGAGACGGUCGAUGAUGUUGACCACGACAUUGCUGCUGCUGCUCGGGCUGGAGCAGUGCAGCCGGAGGUGAUGUGA
Thyridium curvatum is the source of this 768-nucleotide messenger RNA. RefSeq lists its product as uncharacterized. The transcript has 2 exons. Gene Ontology annotation, molecular function: misfolded protein binding; ubiquitin-specific protease binding. Gene Ontology annotation, cellular component: endoplasmic reticulum membrane; Hrd1p ubiquitin ligase ERAD-L complex. The coding region runs from base 1 to 768 and encodes 255 amino acids. Gene Ontology annotation, biological process: endoplasmic reticulum unfolded protein response. Lineage: Eukaryota; Fungi; Ascomycota; Sordariomycetes; Thyridiales; Thyridiaceae. The record is from RefSeq and is a predicted model, not a curated record.